AUGGCGGUUAGUAAAGGAUAUUACGAGGAGGAUUUUAAUGAAAACGUGGUUUUUGUUGUGCCAUGUUUUGAGAUGCAAAAAGGCUACGCUCGAUCAAAGAACAAAAAACACCUUCUCGAAGAUUUCGGAAAAGGCCUCAUCCGACCAUUCCACAACGAGUCCUGCUGGUGGUGCCAUUCGCCCGAGGAGCACCCCCACUGGUUGGAUAUCCCUCUCCGAAAAAGCGACCAGUCGAAAAUCGUCUUCAACGCGACAUGGAACAAGAAUUGGGAGCCAUUUUACAUUGGCUCAAAAGAUGUGCCACUUUUUGAUGAGAGAUUCAAACAAUAUGGCUUUGAUCGACAGCAGCAGAUUUGCGAGCUAUUCACUGCGGGGUAUACUUUUUCCGUGCUUGACGAUGCCUUUUUGGUUCACGAUGGCUGGAAAUUUCCUCACGCUGCCGCUCGAUUGGAAGAGACCUACAGAAAUUGGGUUUUGUUCAAUUUUCACUACCAGGAAUGGCUUCACUACUUUUCAAGUAGAUAA
Molecule: messenger RNA, 525 nt
Organism: Oikopleura dioica
Lineage: Eukaryota; Metazoa; Chordata; Appendicularia; Copelata; Oikopleuridae
Source: the annotation of a GenBank genome assembly